GGCGCCCGGAGGAGCAGGAGGAGGAGGAGGAGGAGGAGGAGAAGUCGGAGCCGUCUCCAGGAGCCCUUAGAGACCGAGUCCCGGCGGCGACGGCGGGGCAGCGCACCAGCAGGCGGAUUCAUUCCACUUAAAACCUGAAAACAUUGGACCACACAAAGUCUUACUGAUUUCAGGUAAAAACAAUAAUUGAAGAUGUCCAGCAAAACAGCAAGUACCAACAACAUAGCCCAGGCAAGGAGAACUGUGCAGCAGUUAAGAUUAGAAGCCUCCAUUGAAAGAAUAAAGGUUUCGAAGGCAUCAGCGGACCUCAUGUCCUACUGUGAGGAACAUGCCAGGAGUGACCCUUUGCUGAUAGGAAUACCAACUUCAGAAAACCCUUUCAAGGAUAAAAAAACUUGCAUCAUCUUAUAGUGGAAUAGAGAAACAGCUCCUCGCCUCUUCUCAACAAAGCAAAUUAUGAGCAGCUCCUUGAAGAGAUUUACCUUCAGCUUAUUUGGUAACCACUGCUAAUAACUAAAAUGUUCUCACCUUGGAAUAACGGACUCUGAAGUCUCUAUUUUCCAAGUUGUCCUUUCUCUUAAAAUACCCUUUACUGAUUUAAUACAGAAUAACAAUCUUAUUUUCCACUUGGUAACUAUGGCUUUAUGUUGGGUUACUGUUUAAGGAAAGUUGAUCUGGGCCUUUUUAAAAACAUAAUUAUAUACUUUAGAAAUACAGUGGAUUCCGAUAUGUCAGGACCUAAAUUGCCUAAGAACCUAUCAAAUUAAAAUGCCAAAAUUAAUUGAAAUCCUAAAGCCUUUAUAUCAUAUUCUUUAUAAGGCGUGUGCCAGCCUGUAUAGUAUAUAAGGGAGAGGGAUGUUUUGUGUAUAUAUAUGCCUUUGUGUAUACACUUAUCAAAGCUAUUUUCUUAUGAAAACAUCCCUCUUUCUAUACCAUCAGUUUCUCAGUUCCAGAAGUUAUACCUUUACUUUGAGCUGUGUAUAGGUAGAAUAAAAAAAUUCCUUUCAUAUCGUUAUUGUACAAAAAGUAAAGAGUAUCCUAAAGAUUGUAUUCAUUGUAAUCAAGUAAUGCAGUCAUCUCUCCUCUCUUGAAAUCUUGCUGGACCUCUUAGGCUACAAUAAACUGCACCAAGCUAAACUGACAGUCCUUCAAUAAUAUGAGACAUUAAUUUACAAGGACCCUUUUGGGCUUCAAUGAUGCUGAGUCGAAAAGGGGAGGAGACCCUUGGGAGGACCCCAUGCAGCUGUGCUCCCAGGGCUCAUGUUCUCUACUGGAUUAGGGAUAGGCACCUCUGAAAUCUCCACCCUGAUGAUUGGAAUGAAACGGAGUGAACAUGAGCCCAGCUGAGAGAGGAGCAGGAAUGUGUGAAAACCAGCUGCUCUCCUUGUCCCAGCUUUGUGAUUGAGCCCUCUGUCUUGCUCUCUCUGCCUUCCCUGUAUCUUUCCUAUCUUACCAGAGCAUCUGUUUGCAGAGGUAAUACUACCUUCCCCAGCCGCAGGUGUGUGGAACAUGGUGAG
Messenger RNA from Piliocolobus tephrosceles (Ugandan red Colobus), 1517 nucleotides. RefSeq names its product G protein subunit gamma 12 (gene GNG12). Bases 193 to 411 code for a protein of 72 amino acids. The record is from RefSeq and is a predicted model, not a curated record. Gene Ontology annotation, biological process: G protein-coupled receptor signaling pathway. The transcript is spliced from 4 exons. Gene Ontology annotation, molecular function: G-protein beta-subunit binding. Lineage: Eukaryota; Metazoa; Chordata; Mammalia; Primates; Cercopithecidae. Gene Ontology annotation, cellular component: heterotrimeric G-protein complex.